AUGGGUGAUAAUAACAAUGUUUGUUUCACAAUAGCUCCAUGCAAUAGAUUUCCGACACAAGCGACCUAUUCAGCUGGCUUUUCGCCGCACGCUGUGGCAGUAGCCGAUAUCAAUGGAGACAGCAAACUUGAUAUUAUUGUCGCAAGCGCGGGUCCAACCAACGUCGGUGUUCUCCUCAACAAUGGCAAUGGCACGUUUGCUGCUCAAGUGACCUAUUCAACGGGCAGUGUCCCGGCUUCGGUGGCAGCAGCCGAUGUCAAUGGAGACAACAAACUCGAUAUUAUUGUCGCAAAUGCCGGUUCAAACAACGUCGGUGUUCUCCUCAACAAUGGUAAUGGUACCUUUGCUGCUCGAGUUACCUAUUCAACUGGCAUUAACCCAUCUUCGGUGACAACAGCCGAUGUCAAUGGAGACAACAAACUCGAUAUUAUUAUCACAAACCGGAGUUCAAACAACGUCAGUGUUCUCCUCAACAAUGGCAAUGGCACGUUUGCUGCACAAGUGACCUUUUCAACUGGCACUGACCCGCGUUCUGUGGCAGCAGCCGAUGUUAAUGGAGACAGCAAACUCGAUAUUAUUGUCGCAAAUGCCGGUUCAAAAAACGUCAGUGUUCUCCUCAACAAUGGCAAUGGCGCCUUUGCUACUCAAGCGACCUAUUCAACUGGCACUAGCCCGUCUUCGGUGACAGCAGCCGAUGUUAAUGGAGACAACAAACUCGAUAUUAUUGUCGCAAUCGACGGUUCAAACAACGUGGGUGUUCUCCUCAACAAUGGUAAUGGCACGUUUGCUGCACAAGUAACCUAUUCAACUGGCACUAGCCCAUAUUUUGUGACAGUAGCCGAUGUCAAUGGAGACAGCAAAGUCGAUGUUAUUGUCGUAAACCACGCUUCAAACAACGUCGGUGUUCUCCUCAACAAUGGCAAUGGUACAUUUGCUGCUCAAGUGACCUAUUCAACUGGCACUAACCCGACUUCGGUGGCAGCAGCCGAUGUCAAUGGAGACAGCAAAGUCGAUAUUAUUGUUGCAAACCUCGGUUCAGACGAUGUUAGUGUUUUGUUAGCUAAUUGCAACUGA
Molecule: messenger RNA, 1074 nt
Organism: Rotaria sordida
Lineage: Eukaryota; Metazoa; Rotifera; Eurotatoria; Philodinida; Philodinidae
Source: the annotation of a GenBank genome assembly